Stylonychia lemnae is the source of this 1590-nucleotide messenger RNA. Lineage: Eukaryota; Ciliophora; Spirotrichea; Sporadotrichida; Oxytrichidae. The record is from the annotation of a GenBank genome assembly.
AUGUUUACAUAAUUGAAUAACGAACUCAUUCAAUUGCAAAUUAGCAGGUCUGGAGAUUUAUCACAUCUGAUAAAAACCUAUCAGAAAAAUUUCUAAUUACAAAUGAAACCAUUGACAUAAACUUCUCAUUAAUAGAUGACUGAUUACAUAAGUAAAUUAAGCCUCAAAGAAGAGAGCAGAUAAAUUGAUUAAAGGAGAAUAUUUGGCAAUUUGAAAGCCUUUAAAGAUAUUAAUGAGAGUAAAUAAAAAAUCUUCAAAACAGUCCAUAGAAAGAUAGCUUAAAUCAAUAUUAAGACUAUUGAGGAACAGGAAAUAGCUAAUCAAAUUCAAUGGACUAAUACUUUGUAGCUAAAUUCUUAAUCACAACUUUUAAUGCUAAUGGGUAAUGAUGAAACUUUUAGUAUCUAAAGCAGCAAUAUCACUAACAUUGAAUUUAAAAGAAUCAAAUAGGAAUGUCGAGAGUUGAGAAAUAAAGUGAUUUUGAUAAUAAAUAAUAUAAAUUACAUCCUAGAGACUUAAUUGUUGAUUAUGGACGAUAAAAUUGGAUAAAAAUCAAAGAAGGAUUUUAUUUAUCAGCUAUAAAACUAUUACAUUUCAGAUUAAAUCUCGAGAAAUUAGGAAAUAAAGGCUGCUAGAACUUAAUACUAAUAAAAAUAUAAUGAAAAUAAAGAAAGAUCUAAGACUUAAUUUAAUAAAUUAGACGAUAGCAAUUCAUAAAUAAAUUAGAGUGGAUCUCAGAACAAGUAAAUUUCAAAGCAAUUUAAAGGCUUAGAAACUCUGCAGAUGCUCCAGAGAGCCUUAGGUGAAAAUAAAUAAACCAAUCUGAAAGAGAUAUAACGAGAAGCUAAAUCUUAGCUUGCAGGUUAAAGAACAAUUUAAGCUUCUUAUGUUUUAGCUGAGAGUAGCAAUACAGCUUCAAGUUUUUAUAAAACAAAGACAAAUUAGUCAAUUAAUUCAUCCUAAUCAAAGCGGUCUAUUAAGAACUCUAUUUAAAAUGACUUCCAUGAAAUCUAAGCUGACUAUUUAAACUAACUUGAGAGUAACUUCAAAAAUCUGUAAAGCAUUAAGUCUGCUAAGAAAUUCUAGAUAAUGAGAGCAUUAAGACAUAUUUAAAGAUGGUGGAAAAUAUUUAAUGCAGAAAGGAAAUUAAAAGCUGUUUAAAUGAUUGAGAGAAAUUACAAGUUAACUUUGAGUGAUUUUAUGAAGUUAAAACGGUAGAUAAUAAUUGUUAUGAAGAGAUAUAGUGCUAAUAAGAUCUAAAGAUGGUACAGAUUGUGGAGGAAAAAGAGAGUGAUUCUAAGAUAAAAGUAAAAUGCUAAGAUUUUAGGCAAGUACCUAAAUCAAUUAGGGACCAUUAUCAAACUUCAAUCAUUUAUCAGAGGAUGCUUGAUAAGAAAGGCUUUAAGAUUUAAGCGAUACUUGAAAAAGCUAAGGGUCUAGCGACAAAAUGAUAGGAAUUAAGAGAAAAAGAUCAUAUACUAUCGAACUAUAAGAGUUAUAAAUUCGGCAAGAUUGCAUAAUUGUGUUUAGAAGUAGCUAUAGGAAAGAAUGUUUUACAUUUAGUAAUUCGAAAAGUAGUUUUAAAAGUGA